Uranotaenia lowii is the source of this 840-nucleotide messenger RNA. RefSeq lists its product as uncharacterized. NCBI's taxonomy places the organism in Eukaryota, Metazoa, Arthropoda, Insecta, Diptera, Culicidae. The record is from RefSeq and is a predicted model, not a curated record. The coding region runs from base 360 to 824 and encodes 154 amino acids. The transcript is spliced from 2 exons.
CUUUGGCAAUCAACCUUUUUAUAUCCUCAAAAAACGAUUCAAAAAUGAAUCGAACUUUUGAUGUAUUUUCAAUAACUUUCACUUUUAAACACUGACUAUGUACCUAUCUACAGCAAAGAAGAGUAAAUUAUUGAUUUUGAAGUAUUGGUCCAAGUACGUUCUAAUCGUAAACAAUAAAAGUUAACGGUUCAGUGAAUUGUCAAUUCCAAAAAGUGAUUCUGAUCACCUUUCAUUUGUAUUUAAACUAAAAAACCAAUGAGCAAGGAUAUAAAUAGCCAAGAGGCGAGUAGCAAAACCAUAACAAUUCAGCAGUACUUCAGAGCAAACAGCUGUUCCUGAGUUCAACCAACCAUAACACAAUGAAGGCAUUCGUCGCAUUCCUCGUUGCUACUUUGGCCGUUGCCACUCAAGCCGGAUAUGUCGAGAACUCGUGGCCAGUUAGUUCUCUGGGAUGGAACUCCUGGAACAACGGAUGGAACAAUGGAUGGAAUGAAUGGAACAACUGGAACACCAAGGGUCUGGUUUCGUAUCCUUAUUCCUCAGUUCAUGGAUCCUGGCCAGCAGUGAAUUCCGUCUAUGACAAUUCCUGGAUCAACGGAAAUGGAUGGUAUGGAGCUAAGCCAACCGUAGUUCAGGCCAAUGUUGCCAAAGUCAACCCUUGGGGGCUUCCAUGGGCCGAAUAUGGUUAUGGACAUGGAUACAACAAAUAUGUUGCUCAUGGUGCUCCAGUCGUUGCUGCCAAGUAUGUUGCUGCCAAUCCAGGAUCAGUUCAUGUUGCGCCAUUGGUUGGACAUGCCGUCAACCAGAAGGUGAUUGUCGCAUAAACUUAUGAGAAUUGGU